AUGGAAGAUGUAACGCUUUAUAGAAUGGAAGCGAAUCGCGCAAUCGCAAGCUCAUAUCUCAAGCUCACGUCGUUUUUUCUCCGCGACCAAUCGAAAGAAUGUCAAACAUUGGAAGAGCUUUGGAUUCAAGCGGGAUCGCUGAUUUGUAAUUUAUUGUGAGUUGUUUUUUAAAAGUAUCUUCAAAAAUGUAUAAUAAUUUUUCAGACAAUGUCAAGAUUCGGAGAUAUCCACAAGCCGCAAAUUCUACGAAACACUUCUUCGAAAAUUCCGAUAUAUUAAUGUUUCAUUGGCGACGGAAUUAAACGCUGAAGAGGCUGCAAAUGGCGACAAUCUGGAGAUUUGCAAGUUUUAUGCAUUGUUUUUGGAGCAUUUGAGAAAAGAGCAAGGGGAUGUGCUGAAGAAUGUUUUGGAGAAAUUGGACGAUGUUCCCGGAUUCGAUUGUCAAGCGAUGGUUAAAACAGUGAGUUAAAAUAUUGUAACUACUUAAUUUAAAAUUAUUAAACAUACAAUUUACAGUUCGCAUUCUUCGAUUCCAUCUACGCAAACGAUUCUGCCGAUGAUUGGUGGUCGAUUUUGGCCGAAAAGGUAUCGGAUGUCACCGGUUUCACGACACCAGUUCCACGUCGACAUCGAAACAGCUCAAUGUUCACCACACCGACUGCCUCAUUAAGAAAAGUUCGAUCAGUUGUGAGCACAGCCAGAAGAAGCCCAAUUGUUGAGGCAAUCGAUUCGCCAACUAUGAAAUUCAUGCGAUGUGAUCGAGAGUUGAAGGAGCUGAAGAAGAAAUUGGUAGACACUGAGAGCAAGUUGGAUGAAGCCGAGAACGAAAACAGUUCACUGUUGUCGGAAAAUCGAGAGUUGAAAUCGAAAUUAGUCGAUGUUCGCUCGAAUUUUUCAGCCGAUAGAGGAACUAUUGAAGGUCUCGAAGAAAACAACAAAAAAUUGAAAGAAGCGCUCGAUGCCAAGACUUUGCAAGUCGAAAAUCUCAAUCGAUCAGUAGAAGAAGCUGGGCAGAGUGUGAGUUGUUUGAAAAAUUGAAAAUGAUUUUUUUAUAAAAUGUUAUUUUAGAUGCGCAAUCUCUUGCGGCGCAUGGAAGAAUCUGAUGCUGAGAAGAUCGCUGCAGAAGAGAAGCUUGUCACGCUCGAAGAAUCGAAAUCAUCGCUCAUGAAACAAUUGAUGGAUGCGAGACAAAAUAAUGAGGCAGAUUACAAGAAAUGGCAAACAUCCACUGCUGAACUAUCUUCAAACUUGGCCCAUUAUCAAAAAGCGUUCGACGAGCUCUCUAUGGAAAUGACAGAAAUACGAAGUUCGGAAAAGGAGGCGAACAUUGAAAAUGAGCGAUUGAAAGAAUCGAUGAACCAAAUGGAGACUUUGAAUGUUCGAUUGGAAUCGGCGAAGAAUCACCUCGAAGAAGAAUUGCGAAAGAAUCGAGAGCAAUUCGAUGAGAUGUUGAAGAAGGAGAAAAAUGAUCGAGAAAUUGCAUUGGCACAUCGAGAUGGAUUAUUGACCUAUGCGAACAAAACAAUCGAACGAAUCAGUGCUGAAUUGGAAUCGGAAAGAGCUGAAAGAAGUAGUUUGAAAGAUGCACUUGAUUCGUUGCGACAAGUUACAGGUCAAAAGCAUCUCGAUGAUGUUCAGGUUAGUUUUUUUGACAUCCAUCCUUAUUUUUAUUGUGUAUUUCAUUGUUUUCAGAGCACAGAAGCAUUGGCAAAUGCCAGAUCAUCUUUUCAACUUGCUCAAUCAAAAAUCGAAACUCUCGAAAUCUCGGUUCAAUCGAAAGAAAGAAUGAUCGCCACAUUGAAGUCGCAACUCGAUCAACAACAAGAACUGAUGACAACUGAAUAUGCUCUUCAAGAAAAGUUUGUUGCACAAUUCCACAAAGAAAAAGAAUGCCUGUCGAAGCAACUUGUAAGUUUUUUGUUUUUUAUUUCAAAAUCAUAAUGAAUAUUUUUAGGCUGAAACAGAAGAGAAGAAUGCGAGAAUGAGCGACGAGUUUGCCAAGAAAUCAAGCGAGCUUGAAGCUGAGAAUGUGCGAUUGGCCACCGAAUUGAGUGUUGCCAAGUUUCUGAGAGAAGACCUGGAAAAUGCGGAGAAACUCAAUGCCAAGCUGGAAGUCGAAAAGGCAGACCUCGAAGAAGAAGUUGACGAAAUGCGCUCAAGACUUCAUCGCGUCGACAAAUCGUCAAUUGUUCUCGAUGAUUUCGAAAAGAACGACAUUUAUGAGAUGUUGAUGAAUGCGCCAACUUAUACACCAGAAAUGUUCGGAAUAAAACCACGACAAACAAUUGCAUCUGGAUUGGAGGUUUGUUUUCAUUUUAUUCUAAACAAAUCCUAAAAAAGUUUUCUUUUUAGUUCAAUACUCCGUGUAGUUCUGCGAGAGUAUCAUUGGUUCCUGAUUCGGCAUCAUCAAAGUUGACAUCAACUUAUAGAGAUUCGAUGCGUUCAUACAACUCGCAAAAGGUUCAAUUUUUAGAGUAAGUUUUUUUUAUUUGAAAGAGUUUUUUUCAUUUCAAAAUCUGAUUUUUUCAGAGAAGAACCAUCUGAAAAUACACCAUCAACCGAUGAAGUAACCAAAAAGAAGAAUCGCCGAAAAUCAAUGGCUAGCUUGACAUCGGUCUUCAAAAAGAAGAAUUAA
Molecule: messenger RNA, 2635 nt
Organism: Caenorhabditis angaria
Lineage: Eukaryota; Metazoa; Nematoda; Chromadorea; Rhabditida; Rhabditidae
Source: the annotation of a GenBank genome assembly